AUGCGGACACGCCAUUUUGUCAAUGACCCCGUCCAGUUGGUCGCCGCGGCUCUCAAAUCUCACACCGUCAUCCGGCCUGAGUUGAGGCUCGACGCCGACAACCAGGUCCUGUACGCGCCGCGGAGGACAGGUCAGACGUCGAUCAUCUCGGGCGGCGGCUCUGGACACGAACCGUCCUUUACCGGCUUCGUGGGUGAAGGGUUCCUCUCGGCGAGCGUGGCGGGCGGAAUCUUCGCGUCCCCCUCGUCGCGGCAGGUGCUGGCGGCCAUCGAGAACGUUGAGCACUCGGAAGGCGUGCUGGUGACUGUCAUGAACUACACGGGGGACGUGCUGAACUUUGGGGUCGCCGUCGAGAAAGCACGGGCGAGGAACCCGGCCCUGCAGAUCGAGACCCUGGUGGUGGGCGACGACGUCUGCGUCCCUCGAAGUAGGAUUGGAAAGGUUGGCCGGCGGGGGAUCGCGGGCACGGUGCUCGUCCACAAGGUCACCGGAGCCAUGGCCGCGGCCGGCUACAAGCUGCGGGACGUGGCUCGAGUCGGGAGGCUCGUCGCCGCCAACCUGGCGAGCGCCGGCGUAAGCCUGAGUCGAGUCCAUGUGCCGGGACAUCCUCCUAGUCAGGAGGAGUCCGGCGAGAGCAGCGCCGAUCCAAUCGAACUGGGCAUGGGAAUUCACAACGAGGCCGGCUGUGACUGGAGGAGCGGCGUCGACGCCGAACUGCCGGCCGUUGUGCGCGCCAUCUUACGGCAACUACUGGAUGUCGGCGACACGGAACGGAAUUUCCUGCCAAACCCGACCAAAGAUGCCAUUCUCUUGGUGAACAAUCUCGGUGCUCUAAGCGUGUUGGAGUUAGGGGCCGUGGUGAGCGAGGUCGCGGAUCAACUACGACAGGACUACCAGAUACGACCCAUCCGCGUCUUCGCCGGGACCUUCAUGACUAGCUUGGACGGACCGGGAUUCUCCGUCAGCCUGCUCAACAACGUGGACACGGGCGUCGAGUCGAGCCUCGUUGCCCUCCUCGACGCGCCGAGCAACGUGAGCGGCUGGCACGCUUCCACGAGAGUGUCGGCCCCAAAAUCGACGCCGGAGGAGGCCGGGGCUUCGCCGACGUCGAGACAGGAGGCGACAACAGGGGACGAGCCAAAGAGCAACCUCAAGUGUGACAUGGGACAGACGACCCGUCGUCUCCGGGCCGGGUUGGAAGCCCUCGAGGCUGCCGAGCCCGACGUCACAAAGUACGACAGUGUCGUGGGGGAUGGAGAUUGCGGCACGACCCUUAAAUUGGGAGCAGAAGGCAUCUUACGGCAGAUCUCGAAGGCGCCGCCCCGAGACAUUGUUGACCUUCUCAUCCGAGCCACGGCCAGCGUCGAAGAGACCAUGCAAGGCACGUCGGGCGCUCUGUACGCCAUCUUCCUCAACAAGCUGACACACCACGUCCGCCUCCGCGUGCACGAGGCUGUCCCGGUGGACGUCGAAUUUUGGAUCGACGCUCUCGACUCGGCCCUCGCGGCGUUGACCCAAUACACGUCGGCCCGGCCGGGCGACCGGACCAUGAUGGACGCCCUGGUCCCUUUCAUCGCGGCUCUCCGCGAUACUCGGAGUCUCAAGGCGGCCAGUCAAGCGGCGCAGGAAGGAGCAGUGGCCACGAAAUCGAUGCGGCCGGCCUUUGGGCGGACCGUGUACAUUGGGAACGAAGACACCUGGAUGGGAGAGAUUCCGGACCCCGGAGCGUGGGGGCUGGCACAGUUUCUGCAAGGGCUGGCGAGCUAG
Capronia epimyces CBS 606.96 is the source of this 1767-nucleotide messenger RNA. RefSeq lists its product as uncharacterized. Lineage: Eukaryota; Fungi; Ascomycota; Eurotiomycetes; Chaetothyriales; Herpotrichiellaceae. Gene Ontology annotation, biological process: glycerol catabolic process. The record is from RefSeq and is a predicted model, not a curated record. The transcript is spliced from 2 exons. Gene Ontology annotation, molecular function: ATP binding; glycerone kinase activity. Gene Ontology annotation, cellular component: cytosol. Bases 1 to 1767 code for a protein of 588 amino acids.